AUGCUGGUGCGCACAGCGUUCCCUUUUCCCUCAAAGGCGCCAUCAUGGUUUGCGGGACACAUGGCGCGUUCGCUGCGCGAGCUUCCCGCGCUCCUUGAUGAGGUGGACCUGGUCUUUGAAGCACGCGACGCCCGCCUUCCGCUCACAUCGGUCAACCCGGCAUUUGACGCCAUGCUCGAGCGCGUCUGGGGACACUCUGGAGCUGGACCAGACAGGCGAGGCAAAGGAAAGGAAAAGAUUGUGGUGUAUACGAAGCGCGAUCUCGCAGAGGAGCGGUAUGAGAAGCCCCUUACCCACACGAUGUGGGAGCAAGCGCGGCAACGCGUACAAUUCGUCGACUCGCGCGUGGACGCGGACGUGCGUACGCUUCUACGACAGGCAGCGGCGCGCGCGCGCUCCGCCGGCGAGGCCGCGACGGACCUGAAAGUCUUGGUGGUCGGCAUGCCGAACGUGGGCAAGUCGUCGCUGCUAAACGCGCUGCGUCGCGUAGGCGUGCGCAAGGGCAAAGCGUUUACGACAGGCGCGAUGCCCGGCGUCACCCGUCGCCUCACGGGCACCGUGCGCGUGUACGAGAAGCCGCCUGUGUACGUGUUCGACACGCCCGGCGUCAUGGUCCCGUACAUGGGCCACGGGGUGGCGGGUGUCGAGCGCGGGCUGAAGCUCGCGCUGACCGCCGGCCUGAAGGAGGGCCUGUUCGAGCCAGAAGUCGUAGCGGAUUACCUCUUGUAUCGGCUAAACCUGCGGUUGGCGGCCGAGCAAGAGCUGACGCCCGACGAGUUCCAGCGUGACUACACCGCCAAGUUGCCCGGAUCUAUCGCGCCAACGCAGAACCUCGCUGAGUUUCUCGACGCGCUGGCGUUCCGCCUCGGCGCGCUCCGUAAGGGCGGAGAACGCGACACCGAUGCCGCGCUCACGUUCCUCCUCAAGCAGUUCCGGGAGGGGCGGCUGGGCCGGUGGACCCUCGAUGACGUGGACGGGCUCGAAGCGGCGUACGUCGCAAAACAUGGGGCCCGGGUGGUUGAUAGCGGGGUGACGGUGAGCGAGAUGGGGGCGAUUGGGCGGCAGGUCAUUGAGAUCCCGGAGAUUGAAGAUGAGGUUGAGGUGGCGGAGCCACUCGCGCAGGCUUCCGGCCCAGUCUCUGACGCAAUAUCGCCCGAGCUUUACCCCCCACCUCUUGACGACACACCACUCCCGCCCCUCCCGCCAUCGCUUGACGAGCGCGUGGCGCUUACGGUCGGUACACAUCUCGCCCGUGCAGAGGAGGAGAAGGCGGAUGCCGACGCAGGGCGCAACAUGUCCGCGACGCAGGUCAAGAAGACUGAGCUCCGAGCUAAGGCUGAGUUCCGCAUCGCAAAGGCCAAAGAGAAGGGCCUCGACAAGCAGCGGCCGGUCAAGGCCUUCGGGUACCACGCCAACAAGGGCAAGGGCGCGAACACGAAGAAGCGGCGCAAGUAG
Messenger RNA from Cutaneotrichosporon oleaginosum, 1455 nucleotides. RefSeq lists its product as uncharacterized. Gene Ontology annotation, molecular function: GTPase activity; GTP binding. Gene Ontology annotation, biological process: mitochondrial translation. Gene Ontology annotation, cellular component: mitochondrion. The record is from RefSeq and is a predicted model, not a curated record. NCBI's taxonomy places the organism in Eukaryota, Fungi, Basidiomycota, Tremellomycetes, Trichosporonales, Trichosporonaceae.